Clunio marinus is the source of this 4954-nucleotide messenger RNA. The record is from the annotation of a GenBank genome assembly. Lineage: Eukaryota; Metazoa; Arthropoda; Insecta; Diptera; Chironomidae.
AUCAAGAAAAAUUGAAUUGUUUAUGAUUGUUGUUGUUAUUUCUUUUGUUUGUUUUAUUGGUGCUUUGCCUUCAAAUAGAAACAAAAUUUACGGUAAUCUUUUAUUUUAGAAUGUAAGAAAACAUGCCACCUCCACCAAGACCUCGUGCUUCAAUUUCUGGACGUCCAAGUGCUCCUGCUCCAAUGAGCGAACGACAACAGAUGGCUUUGUUGAUGCAAAUGACAUCUUCCAGUGAAGCUGAAUUGAGCCCAAACAGUCAAAGUGGAAAACCAAAAGAUAGAAACGAACGUGGUGAAACUGGUUUGCAUAUUUGCGCCAAAAAAGGCGACCUUGAUGGAGCGAAGAAGCUGUUAGAGCAAGGAACAAAUCCAAAUGUGACAGAUUUUGCUGGCUGGACGCCACUUCAUGAAGCUGCCAAUCAUGGACAUUAUCAUGUAGCUCAACUUCUCUUAAAACACGGUGCUAAUGUCAAUGCAACUGGACUUGAUGACGUUACUCCAUUACAUGAUGCUGCCAGUAUCGGUAAUCAAAAACUCGUAAAGCUUCUUAUUGAUAAAGGAGCUGAUCCACUAUUUAAGAACAAAAAAGGAAAAACUGCCCAAGAUGUGGCUCAUCCAUCGUUAGCAAACUUCUUGAGAACAACAUUAGAAUUAAGCCCAAACAGUCAAAGUGGAAAGCCAAAAGAUAGAAACGAACGUGGUGAAACUGGGCUGCAUAUUUGCGCUAAAAAGGGCGACCUUGAUGGAGCAAAAAAAUUAUUGGAGCAAGGAAUCAAUCCAAAUGUGACAGAUUUUGCUGGCUGGACUCCACUUCAUGAAGCUGCCAAUCAUGGACAUUAUCAUGUAGCUCAACUUCUUCUCAAGAACGGUGCUAAUGCUAAUGCAACUGGACUUGAUGACGUUACUCCACUACAUGAUGCUGCCAGUAUCGGUAAUCAAAAACUCGUAAAGCUUCUAAUUGACAAAGGAGCUGAUCCACUAUUUAAGAACAAAAAAGGAAAAACUGCCCAAGAUGUGGCUCAUCCAUCGUUGGUUAAUUUAUUCCGAACAACUAUCGAAAUGGCGAACAAACGUGAUCUUCAACAUCAACAACAGAAUCAAAGCCAAAAGAAAUCAACAAAUACAGAAAAUAAAAAAUCAAAUGAAGCUGAAGAAGGAAGCAUAACUGGAGCUGGUACAUCAUCGACUGCACCUUCUGAUAUUUAUGAGUUUGUGUCAACUCCAAAACCAUCUUCAUGCAGUUCUGGAUCGGGCGAUGAGAAUCCCAGUAAAUCGUCAGAUAAAUCCUCAGAUGACAAAAGUGGAACUGAUAGUGACACACCAACGACAAAUCAGCAACAGAAAAGACCGAUAAAUGAACCUCAAGAACAGUCAGAUGAAAGUUCAUCGACUGCUGAUGAAGAUGCGAAACGAAAGAAACGAAAAGAUUCUGAACAGAAAGAUGGAAAUAAGACGACGAGUGGAAAAAAAGAUGAAGAUGGAAAGGAAGGUCCAAAGGUGCCGCCACUUAAGAUUGUGAUACCUCAACAAGCUCCUGGCACGACGCAAACAGAGACACAAGAAACUCAAAACAGCAAUCAACGAAACAGCAAACAACCGACGACGACAACAUCGCGUAGUCAUCCUUACGUCGUCACAUCAUCGAAUUCAAAUGAUGGAACUGGCAGUGACAAAGACGGUGCUGGUGGAACAACAACAAGAAGUCACAGUCCAUCAGCUGACUCCAAUAAGUCUGAUGAUGCAAGCAAAUCAAGUGUCGUCAACGUUGCAGCAGUCGUCCCAUCGUCAGUUGACAUGAAAGACUCGAAUUCGAAGGAUGGUCAAGAGAAGAGUGAACCAGUUCAUCCUCAUGAUCAGCCAUUUACGAAUUGUUAUCAAAUGUACAUCGAUUUAAGGAAGCAGAUUGAACAACGUCAUCGGAAUCUUCAUCCUGUUGAGCCGCGACCGUUGAAAGGUCUCGAAGAUUAUCUCAUGAAUCGUCGGACUUAUUUGUUGCAAGGAAAAACUUCAAUGGAGCCAAAUAUCAUCAUUCCACCUCUACUGCCAACACAAAUGAAAGAAACUUUCGUUGAGCAAGAGAAAGAGCGUCAUAAGUUGAAAUUGCGGCAUAUUGUUGAGAAAGAGAAGAUGGUGCUAUCGAAGGAACAGGAAAUCAUUCGUGUUCAUUGUAAAGCAGCUCAGAUGAUUGCAAAUCAAGCGCAGCCGUUUUCAGUUGCAACUAUUUUAAAAGACGAAGAAGUAUACAACAUUAUCACUCCUGAACAAGAAGAGAAAUAUCGAAAUAAAAACAGAGAACGUUCUCAUGGUCGUGUUUUCUAUCAAGCAUUGAAGGAGAUCGAUGACAAAUAUGAUAAAAUCAAAGAAGCGAUGAUCAUUCGACACACAAAUGAAGCUGAAAGUCUCAUGGCUGUUCAAAAGAUGGAUUGGGGAUGGAAAAUGAAGGAAUUUGCACUUUGCGAAUAUAAAACAAAUCCAGAAAUUGAAGAGCUUUUUGUGCCGAUGAUUGAUGUUUGUGAUGUAUGCGAUGAGUACAUGCCAAAUAAUGGAAACUACAGAAACAAUAAUAACAUGUAUCAAUCUCAAAAUCGCGGCUACCAACAGUACGAUUCACAACCUUCAUUCAAACGAGACCAAAGUAAAAAUGGAGAAACUCUUCGUCCUGUGAAUUAUGACAAUGUAACUCCAUUCCGUAAAGACUUCUACAAUCCCAGUGAAUCAGCACGUUCACGUACUCCAGAAGAAAUAAAAGCUUUGACUUCGAAAUAUGAAAUAAGUUUAGUAGGCCGUGACAGUUCCAAAUAUGCUCCGUUGGCUCUUUUCUCUGAAGCUGGAUUACCUGAUUAUAUCAUGAAUGAAAUAACAAGACAAGGUUUUGUUAAGCCAACUGGAAUUCAAGCUGUUGGAUUUCCUUGCAUUCUCUCCGGAAGAAAUCUCGUUGGAAUUGCUAAGACUGGAAGUGGAAAAACCUUAGCUUACAUCAUUCCAGCAUUGAUUCAUUUGAAACAUCAACAAGCAGUGAAACCAGGAGAAGGUCCUGUUGCUUUAGUUCUCGCACCAACCCGUGAACUUGCACAACAAAUUCAGAAAGUGGCCAAUGAUUUUGGUCUUGAAAGUCGCAUAAGCAACACUUGCAUUUUUGGCGGUGCACCAAAAGCAAAUCAAAUGCGAGACUUGGCAAAAGGUGUCGACAUUUGCAUUGCAACACCAGGAAGAUUAAUUGACUUCUUAGAGCGCGGUUUUACUGACUUGAAACGUUGCACGUAUUUAGUUCUUGACGAAGCUGAUCGAAUGUUGGACAUGGGAUUCGAACCACAAAUUCGAAAAAUUAUGUCACAAAUUCGCAGUGAUCGUCAAGUGUUGAUGUUCAGCGCAACAUGGCCUAAAGAAGUGAAAAAUCUCGCAGAGGAAUAUCUCAUUGACUACUUGCAGAUAAACAUUGGCUCGAUGAAUCUUUCAGCUAACCACAAUAUUGUUCAGAUUGUCGACGUGUGCGAAGAAACAGAAAAAGAUGAAAAGUUGAUGAAAAUUUUGAGUGAAAUUGCAAACGAAUGUGAUCGUAAAACAAUAAUUUUUGUGGAAACAAAACGUCGUGCUGACGAAAUUACUCGAACAAUCAAUCGUCGAGGCUUCAAUGCUGUCGCUAUUCAUGGCGAUAAAAGUCAAAAUGAACGCGAUUACACACUCAACUCGUUCCGCAGUGGACGAAUGAACGUUCAAAUUCUGGUCGCAACUGAUGUUGCAAGCCGUGGACUUGAUGUCGACGAUGUUAAAUUCGUAAUCAAUUAUGAUUACCCGAAUAAUAGCGAAGAUUAUGUACAUCGAAUUGGACGAACUGGAAGAUCUAACAACAAAGGACAACAAACUGGAACAGCUUACACGUUGUUCACAAACAAUAACUCAGCAAAAGCAAAUGACUUGAUUAAUGUGCUACGCGAAGCUAAUCAAAUCAUCAAUCCACGUUUGCUUGAGUUGAGCAAAGGAUCUUAUGGGAAGAAAGGAAACUAUAAGAAAAGUUUCGGUGGUGGCGGUGGCAUGAAAAACAUGAGAAACGAUAUGGGUGGCCAUCAAAUGCGUGGUGGUGGAAUGCAAGGAGCUGGAAUGAAACGUCGCUGGGAUAGUUCAAAUGGUCAAAGUGAUCAAGGACCAAACAAACGUCCUUAUCAACCAAAUUCCCAUUUCUCGAAUAGUGGAAAUUCCGGAGGUUUCCAACCAAAGCCUUAUCGCUCAAACAACUAUGAUCAAAAUAAGCCAGCCACUCAAUCUUAUUCUCAACCAGCUUCUUAUGGCAAAUUUCCAAGCUACACGCCCACUAUGCAAAUGCCCCCAGCUAUUGCUCAAUAUCCAGGAAUUGCAUCAGCAGUUGCUAACUUUACUUUUCCACCACCUCAAACUUCAAUCAUUCCUCCUUUACCCAAACAUUAAACAGCUUACCUCAUUAAUCUUAUGAUUUCAUUUCUAAUUUAGAAAUCUUUUAAAAAAUUUACACAAUUAUUUAACUUCAUGGCAUCAUACCCACCUAAUAUUCUUACCUCCAAUUAAUAUGAGAAAUUCUUUUAUUAAUUAUUCCUUUUUUUCUUCUCAUAUUAACUAAUCGGUCAUUAAACCAAUCGUAUAAGUAAUCAUAACUAAAAAUAAUUCAUUUAGAGCAUAAGAAUCAUAGAAACACAUUUGGAAGAAAUCAAAAUUAAAUGAAAAUAUCGACGGGAUCAUUUUUAGGUUCUGAUAUAAAACAGGAAGAAAUUAAUUAAAGCAUUUUCAAUAAAAUAAAAUGCUUCAUUUCUGUUCUGUGACUGUUGUGUGAUUGUCGUUCUUAUAAUAAUUAUCAAUGCACAUUCAAAUAUUUAUGUUUCUCACCGUAACAACACACAAAAAUUCUGUGAAAAUGAAUUAAAAAAAUUUGGAAAAUUCCGGGAAAGUGAAUUAAAACAGAAGAAUAAAGAUGAAUUUACAAAUAA